AUGGAACCCCCAAAGGGGGUGUUGGCUUCUUUGUGGAACUUUAUCUGUUUUCUACCUUACUUCAUUGGCCUUCUCCUUCUUGGCAACUUUAAAGGUAUUCUGUUCUGCCCAUUAAUUUGCCUUAUCAUGACAAUUGGAAACUCGGCUAUCAUAUUGGGUCUUUGGCCGGUACACUUUCUCUGGACUUAUUAUUGCAUGUUUAGAGCUAAACGAUAUGGGCCAGCUCUGAAGAUUGUUGUCUGCAUAUUUGUACUCCCCGUCCAAUUGAUCUCGUGGCCAGUCGUUGGAAUUGUUGGAAGUAUUGUGGGUGGAGCAGCAUAUGGCUUUCUUUCACCAGUAAUGGAAACUUUUCAAGCUGUUGGAGAAGGGAAGACCAAUCAAUUGUACCACUGCUUUUACGAUGGAACUUGGAGCACCAUCCAAGGGUGCUUCACUGUUGUGAGGGAUUUUGGGGAUGUUUGUUACCACACAUACUUCUCGGUUAUGGAUGACCUGAGAGAACAAGGUCCUCCAGAUGCAAAAUAUUAUGAGAUCCGGGUGCUAUAUCUUCCUGGGGCUGUUAUAAUAUCAGUCCUUGGUUUCAUGGUUGAUAUGCCGGUGAUCUCAUUUAUUGCCCUAUGCAAAUCCCCAUACAUGCUCUUCAAGGGGUGGCAUCGUUUGUUUCAUGACCUUAUAGGUCGGGAGGGCCCUUUCUUGGAAACAAUAUGUGUUCCAUUUGCUGGUCUUGCUAUCCUACUCUGGCCGUUGGCUGUUGUAGGGGCAGUGCUGGGAUCAAUGGUGGCCAGUAUCUUUCUAGGUGCUUUUGCUGGAGUGGUUGUUUAUCAGGCCAAACUACCGAAAGAAGGCCAAAUUGGUCCGAACAAAUUCUCGUGGACCCUCUUUCUCAGGCCCGGCUCCUUCCGAAGUGUUCCCUCCCGCUCGGUUUCAUUCACUAAUCCUAUCUUAGAGUUGAAGCCCCUUGAGCUAAUGGAUAGCUUAUUUAAGGAGUGUAAACAUCACGGGGAAAUCAUGGUUUCUGAAGGAAUAAUAACACUUCAAGACAUUGAAGAUGCCAAGUCCAGUAAAGGUAGCAGAGUUAUAAGCAUUGGCUUACCAGCUUAUUGUCUUCUUCAAGCACUUCUGCGAUCUGCAAAAGCCAAUUCAGUGGGCAUAUUGUUAAGUGACAAUGUUACUGAGUUGACUAGUUCAAACAGACCAAAAGAAACAUUCUUUGAUUGGUUUUUCAAUCCGUUGUUGAUCAUCAAGGACCAGAUAAAAGCAGAAAACCUUUCUGAAGCAGAAGAGGCCUACCUUUGCAUGUUAGUUCUGUUGAAUGGUGAUCCUUUGAGGUCGAAAAACUCAAACAUUGUCUCACCACCUGAAUCUGAGCGUAAACAGGCUGAACUUGAUGCAUUUGCUCGAAGGCUCCAAGGUAUCACUAAGUCUAUCUCAAGGUACCCAACUUUUAGGCGUCGAUUUGAGAAUCUUGUGAAUGCCAUAUCUGAUGAUCUUGCCCAGAAUGAUGGUAGCACCAAACCAACCGAUGGACCAAAAACAAUUUCAAGAUCAAAGAGUGCCUUUGCCCGAUUGUUCAGCCAGAAAUCUUUUAGUUUUACAAACAAAACAAGCAAUCAUGGCUACUAUAUUAACCCCAUUCCCACCUCAGACUAUCUCACAUCGCCUGCAGUUAGUUGUUGCACUCUGAUAUUCAUCGUCUCCAUCGUCUCCUUGAGACUACCGAGAGCUUUUGUGUUGAAAAAGCUGCCCAAUAUGGCUAACUGCAACAUGAACUGUGUCAGAGCAACCCUGUUUUUGUUGACCAUUUUCAUCUGUUUUGGCCAUUUCUCAGUCUCUGCCUUUGAGUUCCAAGUAGGUGGAACCAAAGAUUGGGUUGUGCCUCCUACUAAUGACAGCAAAAUCUACAACGACUGGGCCUCCGGAAACCGGUUCCUAGUAGGCGACACCAUCCGUUUUAAGUACAAGAAGGACUCUGUUAUGGAGGUGACAGAGGAAGAGUUCAAGAAAUGCAAUUCAACUCGCCCCAACUUCUUCUCCAACACUGGAAAUACAGUUUACCUGUUAGACCACGCCGGCUCUUUCUAUUUCAUCAGUGGAGCUUCUGGGCACUGCCAGAGAGGACAGCGCAUGAUCGUUAAGGUGAUGUCAUUGGAGGAAUCUCCUUCCAGCGACCGCAGAUCUUCUGGCUCUCGCGCUGCGGUUUUCUCAGUCUUUGUUCAGUUUGUUUUGUCCUAUGUUGCUUGUCUUCUCUUCUAG
Molecule: messenger RNA, 2253 nt
Organism: Prunus armeniaca (apricot)
Lineage: Eukaryota; Viridiplantae; Streptophyta; Magnoliopsida; Rosales; Rosaceae
Source: the annotation of a GenBank genome assembly